AUGACAGCGUCGCUGGGCGCCAGUCUGCCGGCCACCACUUCCGCCUCUGGUAGCUCCUCCGGUAAAACACCUGAACAAGAGGAUCCGCUUGCCAUGACGCACAUCCUCUGCAAUCUACUCGAAAACAUGAACAAACCUCCUAGUCUGCAACCGACCGUGGCAACUUCUGCUUCAUCAACUGUACCCUAUGAUAUCUGGGCUUUACCUUCCUGCAGCUCUCUCCAAAACCCAAUCGGGCCUGUUAGUCGUGACUUCAGCACUAAUAACCAUAACAAUAACCAUCAAACCCAUUCCAAAGAAGAUAACUCCAGUGGUUCACCUGGAACAUCAUCAUCGGUGUCUAUAACUUGCUUUCGUUGCGAAGAACGUACACCCACAACUCGUUGCCUCGAAUGCAACGACUUGUUUUGCCAUGAGUGUUGCCAUAAAGUUACUUCUGAUUGUCAACUUAGGGAGCAUACGCUGCUCCCAAUUCACCAAAUAUCCCCUAUCGGUGCUCGGCCUAACUCAGUUACUAAUGAAAAAGAAGUAAUGUAUUGUGAGCUACACGGGGACCCCGUCAAAUUCUACUGCGAAGCUUGUAUUAUAUUUAUCUGCCAAGAGUGUACUUUAUGGGUUCAUAAAGAUCACUGUUAUUCUCCGAUCAAAGGAGCGCUUGACAUGUGUCGUAUUGGUGUUUUUAGAGCCAUCGAAGACACAAAAACUGGUACUAAAGCCAUCAAAACUGCUAUAGAUCGUGCGGUCGCAAUGUCCAAAGCUUACGAGAAGGAAACCGCGGAAGCUAACUUAAAAAUAAGAAAAGCCAUGCGUUGUUAUGCUCAAGCUAUAGAAGAUCGUGAGAAAUAUUUGUUAGACAAAGUAGAAAAGAUGCGCCAAGCUAAAAUGAACGAGUUGACUGAUCACAUGAACACACUUCGUGGUAUUCUCGCUGGUUUAGCUCACACCAAUGAGACGUUAGUUCGAAGUAUGGAUUCUGAAGGUAUAGACUUAUUUAUGGCUAAAGAAAAAGGUAGAGCUCAAGUGGACUACUUUUCCUGUAUGUUUAAAAAUAUGUACAUUACUGAGGAAAGAAUUAUGUUUAUACCACCCAAUUACGAUUUGGUAGAUCAGAUAAAACGCCAGUGUGAUGUUCAACCUGCGCCAGCAGGAUCUAUACACUCUCUUACAUCAACGACGUCACUUCAGUCGCGUCAAUCGCUACUAUCGUUGCAAUCAUUGCAAUCGUUGCAGUCAGCCCAGUCUUUUUCACCUUUGUCUUAUCAUAUCUCGGCGUCAAAUAGCCUACGAAAUAUACCUGAUUACCCGAACAGUCACACGAGAUCUACUAACUAUUACGAUCACAGUAUUUCAUCAAGUAUUACUGUAGAAUCCAAUCCUGCCCGUGGUAUCGGACAAGCAAUUCCGGGAUAUUGGAUGUCGGUAACGGUCAGACCGACUAGAAGCCCAGUUCCCGGUGUUCCAAUGUUUUCCUUUGGCAAAGAAGGACAAGAAGAAGGGCAAGUAUCCAGACCUUGGGGCUUGUGCGUCGAUAGAGAAGGCAAUAUCAUUGUUGCGGAUCGACGUAACAAUCGUAUUCAGAUAUUUAACUGCCGCGGUGAAUUUAAGACCAUGUUCGGCUCUAAGGGCACUGGACCUGGAGAGUUUGAUUUACCAGCCGGAAUCACUACUGAUACUUACGGCCGCAUUAUAGUCAUUGACAAAGAUAACCACCGAGUUCAGAUAUUCACAUCGUCAGGUAAUUUUAUUCUUAAGUUUGGUUCCUUCGGCAAGGAAUGUGGACAGUUUCAAUAUCCCUGGGACGUUGCUGUUAAUACACUUGGCAAUAUUGUAGUUACUGACACAAGAAACCAUCGCAUUCAAUUAUUCACAAGUGACGGAACUUAUAUCACUAAGUUUGUAUUUGAAGCUGCCAAUCCGGCAAAGAUGCUCAAAGGACCGACGACUCCAAGAGGCGUAUGUUUCACAACCUGCGGCAAUAUUAUCGUUUCUGAUUUCGAAAAUCACCGCCUGCUUAUGGUGGAUCCUACUCUAUCGAAGGUAUUACACUGCAUGGGUCGUGAGGGUUCUGGUAUAGGUGAGCUGAACCGUCCCUCAGGUAUCGUGACGGAUGACGAUGGACGCAUUAUAGUGGCCGACUCCAAGAAUCAUCGUGUACUUGUGUUUACUUCAGAACUACGCAUAUUAUGGGCCGUGGAUCUAAAGAGCCCCGGUCUCGAUGACAAGGAUAGACCCAGUGACGUGGCUCUUACCCCAGAAGGCUAUCUGGUCGUAUUGUUCGAGACCCUACCGGAUACCGCUCGCGAUAUUUCCUCCCAUGGCAAGCAGUACAUCAAGGUUUACUGA
Molecule: messenger RNA, 2343 nt
Organism: Parnassius apollo (apollo)
Lineage: Eukaryota; Metazoa; Arthropoda; Insecta; Lepidoptera; Papilionidae
Source: the annotation of a GenBank genome assembly